AUGAAGCCACGAAUAAUUGCAUAUGGAAACAAAUGUUUAUCAGAUUGUGAGAAAAGAUACUGUCAGACAGAGAAAGAGGCAUUGGCUUUAGUUUGGGGAGUUGAACAUUUUCAUAUAUAUUUGUAUGGAUUAGACUUUGAACUCGUUACUGACCAUAAACCUCUAGAAACAAUUUUUGGCUUAAAGUCUAAGCCAUGUGCACGAAUUGAGAGAUGGGUUCUUCGAUUACAGUCAUACAGAUAUAAAAUCAUAUAUAAACCAGGUAAAUCUAACAUUGCUGAUCCACUUUCAAGACUCUGUAUAGUUGAUCCUAUAAUAAAAAAGAAUUUUGAUUCCGAAGAACAUGUUCAUCACAUUGCCAGCAAUAGCGUUCCCAAAGCAUUCACCUUGAAAGAAAUUGACAGGAUUUCAGAAAACGAUCAAGAAAUACUACGCGUUAAGGAAGGAAUGUAUGAACAAAAUUGGAACAAAGAUGUUCUUAAUUUCAAAGUAUUUGAAAAUGAACUCUGUUUUUAUGGGAAUAUACUACUACGGCAAAACAAAAUAGUAAUUCCACAACAGCUUCGUAAAAAAGUAAUUGAAUUUGCUCAUGAAGGACAUCCAGGAAUAGUUGGAACAAAAAGACGGUUGCGAACAAAAGUCUGGUGGCCAAAAAUCGACCAAGAUGCCGAAAAUAUUGUAAGAAACUGCAGAGGUUGUCUCCUUGUUUCAGCGCCAACUGUUCCUGAACCGAUGAAACGACGUACAAUGCCAACAGCUCCAUGGGUAGAUAUUGCAAUAGAUUUAAUGGGACCUCUUCCAAGUGACGAACAUCUAUUUGUCGUCGUAGAUUAUUACAGCCGUUAUAAGGAAAUCGUUACUUUAAAAAAUAUAACUUCAACGUCAAUUAUAAAAUCUCUGAGGAAAAUGUUUUCUAGAUUAGGAUAUCCUCAAACAAUAACUGCAGAUAAUGGUAAACAAUUUUCCAGUAAGGAGUUUAGAGAUUUUUGUGAAGAGUUCAACGUAAAAUUAUAUAACACAAUUCCAUACUGGCCCCAACAAUACGGUGAAGUUGAACGACAAAAUCGGGACAUACUUAAAAGAAUAAAAAUCAGCAAGGCUACAGGCUCCAAUUGGAAAGAAGAUUUAAUAGACUAUUUGCUUAUGUACCACCACACUCCACAUUCUACUACAGGAAAAGCUCCGGCUAAACUUUUCUACGGAAGACUUCUUAAAGAUAAAAUUCCAUCACUAAUUAACCAAGAUCAAGGUUUUAAUCAGGAAUUUACUGAAAAAGAUGCAAUUGAAAAAGAAAAAGGAAAACUGUAUGCUGACAAAAAGCGACGAGCUGCUCAAAGUGAACUUACCAUUGGUGACCAAGUUCUGGUGAAGAAAAUGCGAAAAGAAAACAAGAUAGAUUCCAACUUUGGUGAAAUACCGCAUGAAGUUAUCAAACAGAAGGGAGGAGAUGUUUUAGUUAAGAAUUCAACAACUGGUGAAGUAACAAGACGGAACAUUGUUCAUUUAAAGAAAAUUAAUGGAAAUUGGACAAUUCAAACUAAUAAAUCAAACUCGUUUGAUGAUUCAGCGUAUAAUUGA
Molecule: messenger RNA, 1578 nt
Organism: Eupeodes corollae
Lineage: Eukaryota; Metazoa; Arthropoda; Insecta; Diptera; Syrphidae
Exons: 1
Coding region: 1-1578 (525 amino acids)
Biological process (GO): DNA integration
Molecular function (GO): nucleic acid binding
Source: RefSeq, a predicted model, not a curated record